CACCAUGAGGUCACUAGGUAAUCUGACUGCAGGAAAGCAGUAGCUACACAGCGAUGUUAUUGGAAACACAAGGCUUUUCUGGUAAACAGGUUAAACUGGGUUUCUGAUGAUGCUGACAUGGGGUCAGAGCUACUAAACUUUAACAGAAAUGAUGGAGUCCUAAAUUAAUCAGUAACAAAAAUUACACAAAGUUUCCUGACAUUGGGGAGGUGAAUAAACGGUUCCCAAGGUUUCAUUCUCAACACAAAGGAAACUCUCACUGACUUGACAUGUUCUGGUUUUGAAUUCAGGCUGCAAGGUAAGAAUCCUACCAGGGAUUAUUCAUGUAGGAUGUUGGUAGAAAGUUGAAGAUACAGAGCCACUUGUCAUCAGAAAGGUGCUCUCUCAGCAGAACCGAAAAUAUUUCAAUGACUUGACAUGUUCUGGUUGUGAAUUCAGGCUACAAGGGGUCAUUGCUCGAUAAUGAGUCUCUCUGGGGAACAUGACACCAAAGCUAAGAGCCCAAUCAAGCAGGAGAGACCAGCCUCCCCUGUACCCAGCUGUGUGUCCAUGAAGAGUGACCGGUCUAUGAUGCAACCUUUACAGUUUAGAGAGGAAGACUUUUCUACUGAACAAAGAAACCAACAGGGGAGAUCAGAGUCGGAGAUUCUCAGUUGUCAGUCUUCCCAGAGUCAUCAUACAGACCUGGCCUCCAUAUUCAGUAUGCUUGAACAGAAAAUAAUGACAUUUGUGAAGAACGAGCUGAAGAUGUUCAAGAGGAUACUUAGUCCAGAACUCCCAGAAGGCUUUGAGAGUCAGAAGCAGGAUAAGGAAGUGGUGGAUGCUGAAGAUGAGAAGCAGGAGAGCAGUGCCAGAGAGGGGGCUCUGAAGAUCACACUGCACAUCCUGAGGAAAAUGAACCAGAAGGAGCUUGCUGACACACUGGAGAAAUAUUCAGAUGAGCUUGCUGUGAUUUGCCAACGUGAACUCAAAUCUAAUCUAAAGAAGAAGUUUCAAUGUGUAUUUGAGGGGAUCGCUAAACAAGGAAACCCAACACUUCUCAAUAAGAUCUACACAGAGCUCUACAUCACAGAGGGUGGAACAGGAGAGGUCAAUAAUGAACAUGAGCUGAGACAGAUUGAGACAACAACCAGGAAACAAGCAAGACCAGAGACUGCAAUCAAAUGUAACGACAUCUUUAAACCCUUAACUGGACAAGAUAAACCUAUCAGAACUGUGCUGACAAAGGGAGUUGCUGGCAUUGGAAAAACAGUCUCUGUGCAGAAGUUCAUUCUGGACUGGGCUGAAGGAAAAGCAAACCAGGAUGUCCAAUUUGUAUUUUCAUUCCCUUUUCGGGAGCUAAAUUUGAUGAAAGAGGACAAACACACUUUCAUUGAACUUCUUAAUCACUUCUCAAUGGAAACCAAACAAUCAGGAAUCUCCAUCUACAACAAGUACAAAGUUCUGUUCAUCUUUGAUGGUCUGGAUGAGUGCCGACUGCCCCUAGACUUCCAGAAGAACAAGAUCUGUUGGGACGUCACAGAGUCAACCUCAGUGGAUGUUCUGCUGACAAAUCUCAUCAGGGGAAAUCUGCUUCCCUCUGCUCUCCUCUGGAUAACUACCCGACCUGCAGCAGCCAAUAAGAUCCCUGCAGCGUGUGUUGACCAGGUGACAGAGGUACGAGGGUUCAAUGACCCACAGAAGGAGGAGUACUUCAGGAAGAGAUUCAGUGAUGAGGACCUGGCCAGCAGAAUCAUCUCACACAUAAAGACAUCAAGGAGCCUCCACAUCAUGUGCCACAUUCCAGUCUUCUGUUGGAUUUCUGCAACAGUCCUUGAACACAUGCUGAAACAUAAGAGAGAAGAGAUGCCCAAGACUCUGACUGAGAUGUACACACACCUUGUGGAGUUUCAUACCAAACAGAAGAAUGAAAAGUAUCUUGGGAAAGAAGAGACAGGUCCACACUGGAAUAAAGAGAGCAUUCUGUCACUGGGGAAACUGGCUUUUCAACAGCUUGUGAAUGGCAAUCUGAUUUUCUAUGAAGAAGACCUGAAAGAGUCUGGCAUUGAUGUUAAUGAAGCCUCAGUGUACUCAGGAUUGUGCACACAGCUCUUUAAAGAGGAAUGUGGGCUGUACCAGGAGAAGGUGUACUGCUUUGUUCAUCUGAGCAUUCAGGAGUUUCUGGCAGCUGUAUAUGUGUUCCUCUCAUUCAUCAACAACAAUGAGAAUCUAAUGGACAAACUGCAAACAAAAGACAAGUCUGUAGUUACUUUCUACAAGAGUGCUGUAGAUAAAGCCUUACAAAGUGAGACGGGAAACCUGGACCUUUUCCUCCGCUUCCUUCUGGGCCUCUCACUGGAGUCCAAUCAGAAGCACUUACGAGGUCUACUGACAAAGACAAGAAGCAGCUCACAGAGCCAUGAAGAAACAGUCGAGUACAUCAAGGAGAAGAUCGGGGAGGAUCUCUCUCCAGAGAGGAGCAUCAAUCUGUUCCACUGUCUGAAUGAACUGAAUGACCAUUCUCUAGUGGAGGGGAUCCAACGAUUCCUGAGAUCAGGAAGUCUCUCAAAACCCAAACUGUCACCUGCACAGUGGUCAGCUCUGGUCUUUGUGUUGCUGACUUCAGAAAAGGAGCAGGAUGUGUUUGACCUGAAGAAAUACUCCAGAUCAGAGGAAGGUCUUCUGAGGCUGCUGCCAGUGGUCAAAGCCUCCAGAGCUGUUCUGCUGUCAGGCUGUGGAGUCACAGAGGAAGGCUGUGCUUCUCUGGUCUCAGCUCUGAGGUCAAACCCCUCACACCUGAGAGAGCUGGACCUGAGCUACAAUCACCCAGGAGACUCAGGAGUCAGACUGCUCUCUGCUGGACUGGAGGAUCCACACUGCAGACUGGAGAAACUCAAGCUGUCAGGCUGUCUAGUUACAGAGGAAGGCUGUGCUUCUCUGGUCUCAGCUCUGAGGUCAAACCCCUCACACCUGAGAGAGCUGGAUCUGAGUAACAAUGACCUGAAGGAUUCAGGAGUGAAGCUGCUCUCUGCUGGACUGGGGAAUCCCCACUGUAAACUGGAGACUCUGAGGCUGUCAGGCUGUCUAGUCACAGAGGAAGGCUGUGCUUCUCUGGUCUCAGCUCUGAGGUCAAACCCCUCACACCUGAGAGAGCUGGACCUGAGCUACAAUCACCCAGGAGACUCAGGAGUCAGACUGCUCUCUGCUGGACUGGAGGAUCCACACUGCAGACUGGAGAAACUCAAUGUGGGACAUGGUGGAGAGAACAGAAUGAAACCUGGGAUUAGAAAAUAUGUCUGUGAUCUCACACUGGACCCAAACACAGUAAACAGACUCCUCUCUCUGUCUGAGGAGAACAGAAAGGUGACAUGUAGGACAGAGGAGCAGCAGUAUCCUGAUCACCCAGAGAGAUUUGAGGGCUGUGAACAGGUGCUGUGUAGAGAGGGUCUGACUGGGCGCUGUUACUGGGAGGUAGAGUGGAGUGGGAGGGCUGAUAUAGGAGUGACAUAUAAAGGAAUCAGCAGGAGAGGAGAGGUUAAUGACUGUUGGCUUGGACACAAUGACAAGUCCUGGAGUCUGUUCUGCUAUGACAACCGUUACAUUGCCAGGCACAAUGAUCAUCCCACUACCAUAGACGUCCCCUCCUCCAGAUCCCACAGAGUAGGAGUGUAUCUGGACUGGCCAGCCGGCACUCUGUCCUUCUAUAGAGCCUCCUCUGACACACUGACCCACCUGAUCACAUUCACCUCCACAUUCACUGAGCCCCUCUAUCCAGGGAUUGGGGUUUGGUGGGAAGGCGACUCAGUGUCCCUCUGUCAGUGAUACACACACACACACUGGGCAAAGACACACAAACUGGACAAUCACACACACACACACACACACACUGGACAAACACACACACACACACUGGACAAACACACACACACUGGACGAAGACACACACACACACUGGACAAACACACACUGGACAAACACACACACACCUGCUGGACACACACUUGACACACACACACUCACACUGGACACACACACACACCUGCUGGACACACACACUAGAUACACACACAUACUGGACACACACACACACACACACACACACACACUGGACUCACAGACACACGCUGGACACACACACACACUGGACGCACACACACACACACACACACACUGGACGCACACACACACACUCACACUGGACACACACACACUCACACUGGACACACACACACACACAAACUGGACACACACACACACAUACACCUGCUGGACACACACAGUGGUUACACACACACACACUGGACACACACACACACACACUCACACUGGACACACACACACACACAAACUGGACACACACACACACAUACACCUGCUGGACACACACAGUGGUUACACACACACACACUGGACUCACAGACACACACUGGACACACACACACACACACUGGACUGACAGACACACACUGGACACACACACACACACACACAAACACACACUGGACUCACACACACACACUGGACACACACAUACACCUGCUGGACACACACACUGGUUACACACACACACACACACUGGACAAACACACACUGGACAAAGACACACUAGACAAAUACACACACACACACUAGACAAACACACACACACACUGGACACACACACACACACACACACUGGACUCACAGACACACACACACACACACACACACACACUGGACAAAUACACACACACACUGGACAAACAGACACUAGACAAAUACACACACACACUAGACAAACACACACACCUACACUGGACACACACACACACACUAGACAAACACACACACAAACACAGAGGACACACACACACACUGGACACACACACUGGACUCACAGACACACACUGGACACACACACACACACACACUGGAAAAAUACACACACACACUAGACAAACACACACACAAACACAGUGGACACACACACACACAUACACACACUGGACUCACAGACACAGACACACACACACACACACACACUAGACAAACACACACACAAACACAGAGGACACACACACACACUGGACACACACACUGGACUCACAGACACACACAGGACAAACACACACACACUGGACACACACACACACAUACACACACUGGACUCACAGACACACACUGGACACACACUGGACACAGACACUGGUCACACACACUCACACACACACACUGGUCACACAUACUCUGGACACACACACACACACCCACUGGACUCACAGACACACACUGGACAAAUACACACCGACACAAACACAGUGCACACACACACACACACACACUGGACUCACAGACUCACACUGGACACACACACACAAACACACGCUGGACACACACACACACACUAGAUACACACAGGACACACACACACUGGACACACACACUCUGGACACACACACACAUGCGCGUCUUUCUAUAGUUGUGAGGACCUCUUACAACAACACUGUUAAAAUACCAAUGUAAUCAUGUGUUGUCUUUUAUGUUGAAAAACUAAUUAUACAAUUAUAUAUAAUUAUAUAUGGACAUACGCUCCAUAGUUGUACAAGUAUACAAGGAUAUAUUGUACUUUUCAUAAUAAAACAUACUUGAAACAAGAAAAGCUUGUUAAUUGUGAAAA
This is a messenger RNA of Oncorhynchus nerka (sockeye salmon), 5635 nucleotides long. RefSeq names its product NLR family CARD domain-containing protein 3-like. Gene Ontology annotation, biological process: intracellular signal transduction. The transcript is spliced from 11 exons. The coding region runs from base 463 to 3801 and encodes 1112 amino acids. Gene Ontology annotation, molecular function: protein binding. The record is from RefSeq and is a predicted model, not a curated record. Lineage: Eukaryota; Metazoa; Chordata; Actinopteri; Salmoniformes; Salmonidae.